AUGAUUAUUUUAGCGUACUCUAAAUUUAGAGUUACAUUAUUUGCUCUUGAAGUAUUGUUAUUAUGUCAUUUAGCUUCAUCUCAAUGGACAAAAAUAUUAAAACAUGAUAACUUUCCUGAGUAUAAAGUUAAAUUGAGAGAACCACAUCUUUGUGAUAAAACCGUUCAACAGUAUUCAGGGUAUAUUGAUGUUAAAGACACUAAACAUUUAUUCUUUUGGUUUUUCGAAUCGAGAAGUAAACCUAAAGAAGAUCCGAUCACUCUUUGGCUUAACGGUGGUCCAGGGAGUUCUUCUAUAAAGGGUUUAUACUUUGGAGCCGGACCUUGCACUGUUAACCCAGGGGGAAAUGAUACAACAUUUGAUCCUAACUCAUGGAAUAACAACUCUAGUUUCAUUUUCUUGGAUCAACCAACUAAUACAGGAUAUUCUUAUGGUGAAUCUGUAUCCAAUACUUUCGUUGCUGCACAUGAUAUAUACGCAUUUUUACAAAUUUUUUUCCAAGAGUUUCGCCAAUAUGCUAAUUUAGACUUCCAUAUUGCUGGUGAAUCGUAUUCAGGACAUUACAUACCCGCCAUAGCCUCAAUUAUAAACAAUUAUAAUCAUGUCUAUAAUGCGAAGGAUAUUAUUCAUAUCAAUCUCAAAUCCAUCUUGAUGGGAAAUGCUUUAGUAAACAUUUUAAUACAACAUAAAUAUUUACCAGUCAUGGGCUGUAAUUCAUCUUAUGGACCAAUAUUAGCUGAUUCCACAUGUAAACAGAUGAGAAGAGAUUAUAUUCAAUGUGCUAAAUUGACAAAAACUUGUUAUGAUUCAAAAAAUGUAACAAUUUGCGUAACUGCUGAAAAUUGUUUUAGUGGAAUGUUCCAACCUUUUAGAGAUAUUGUAAAUGCUUUUGAUAUAAGAGAUCAAUGUAAUGAAGGAAAUCCUGAUUUAUGUUAUCCAGAGCUCCAAGAUAUCUCGAAAUAUUGUAAUCGUGAAGAUAUUAAGACUGAAUUGGGUGUUAAUCCUUCAAUUAUACGUCGUUUCGAUAUAUAUAUUCCACCGCUCUUGGAAAAUAAUAUUCGAGUAUUAGUAUACGCUGGCGAUGCUGACGUUAUUUGUAAUUGGUUUGGUUGUGAAGCAUGGACAAAAGACCUUAAAUGGAGCGGUACCAAAGGUUUUAAUAAUGCUAAUGUCACUCGUUGGAUAACGAAUACUGGCAAUCAUGCUGGAAAUGUUAGAACAUUUAAAGGAUUUACAUUCCUGAGAGUUUUUGAAUCAGGGCAUAUGGUACCUCAUGAUCAGCCACGUGCAAGUUUAGAUUUCUUUAAUAAAUGGAUAUUCAAUAAAGAUUUGUAA
This is a messenger RNA of Cetraspora pellucida, 1335 nucleotides long. Lineage: Eukaryota; Fungi; Glomeromycota; Glomeromycetes; Diversisporales; Gigasporaceae. The record is from the annotation of a GenBank genome assembly.